This is a messenger RNA of Erigeron canadensis, 1982 nucleotides long. Its product is annotated as laccase-4-like. The coding region runs from base 37 to 1716 and encodes 559 amino acids. Gene Ontology annotation, cellular component: apoplast. The transcript has 6 exons. The record is from RefSeq and is a predicted model, not a curated record. Gene Ontology annotation, molecular function: copper ion binding; hydroquinone:oxygen oxidoreductase activity. Lineage: Eukaryota; Viridiplantae; Streptophyta; Magnoliopsida; Asterales; Asteraceae. Gene Ontology annotation, biological process: lignin catabolic process.
CUCAAACUAAUUCAAACGGAAACACAAGUGACAAAGAUGGCUGAAAUAUGGUUCCGGUUAGUGGUCGUAGUGAUGGUCAUGGUAGCUUGCACAUUUCCAUCGUUGGUGGAAUGCCGAGUCCGCCAUUACAAGUUCAAUGUGGUAAUGAAGAAUACAACAAAAUUGUGUGAAAGCAAGCCUAUAGUGACGGUUAAUGGUCGUUUCCCUGGUCCCACAAUAGUUGCGAGAGAGGACGAUACAGUAAUGAUCAAGGUGGUUAACCAUGUCAAAUAUAACCUCAGUAUCCAUUGGCAUGGUGUUAGACAAAUAAGGACUGGUUGGGCUGAUGGGCCAGCUUAUAUCACACAAUGCCCAAUUCAGCCAAAAGGGACUUAUGUUUAUAAGUUCACACUAACGGGCCAAAGAGGAACCCUUUGGUGGCACGCACACAUUUUGUGGCUAAGGGCUACGGUCCAUGGUGCAAUUGUCAUUUUGCCUAAACUUGGGGUCCCUUAUCCCUACCCCAAGCCUCAUAAGGAAGUUGUAGUGGUAUUGGGGGAAUGGUGGAAAUCGGAUACUGAAGCAGUGAUCAACCAAGCACAAAAGUUAGGUCAAGCACCAAAUGUCUCAGAUGCUCACACCAUCAAUGGCCAUCCUGGACCUAUCUCAAAUUGUUCGGCAAAUGGUGGGUUCAAAGUACCAGUGGAUCAAGGGAAGACAUACAUGCUAAGAAUCAUCAAUGCUGCACUUAAUGAAGAGCUAUUUUUCAAGAUUGCCGGGCAUAACCUCACAGUCGUUGAGGUAGAUGCAACUUACGUGAAACCCUUUACAACAGACACCGUUCUAAUAGCACCUGGACAAACAACAAAUGUACUUGUGACCGCUACUAAAAAGGCGGGCAAGUAUCUAGUUGCAGCUUCUCCAUUUAUGGAUGCCCCAAUUGCAGUUGAUAAUGUAACCGCUACUGCCUCGCUACAUUACUCUGGCACUCUUUCUUCUGCCGCCACUAACUUGGUGGCUACACCUCCUAAAAAUGCAACAUCAGUAGCUAACAAAUUUAUAAACUCGUUGAAAAGCUUGAAUUCUGUGAAAUACCCUGCCAAAGUCCCAUUGACUAUUGACCAUUCUUUAUUUUUCACUAUUGGGCUUGGGAUCAACCCAUGCCCAACUUGUGUGAAUGGUAGCAGAGUGGCUGCAAGUAUCAAUAAUGUCACAUUUAUCAUGCCAAAAACCGCGCUUUUACAAGCACAUUAUUUCAACAUUAGUGGUGUUUUUACUGACGACUUCCCUGGCAAGCCGUUGGUGCCAUAUAAUUACACGGAUACCCAACCAAAGAAUCUUGCAACGACAAGUGGAACAAAGUUAUACAGACUUUCUUAUAAUGACACUGUAGAACUUGUUUUACAAGACACGGGGGCACUCACCCCUGAGAGUCAUCCACUUCAUUUGCACGGAUUUAAUUUCUUUGUCGUUGGAAGGGGCAUAGGCAACUAUAACCCUGUUACCGAUCCUAAGAAGUUCAAUUUAGUUGACCCUGUUGAAAGAAACACGGUUGGUGUACCCGCUGGUGGUUGGACUGCUAUAAGAUUCAAAGCUGACAAUCCUGGUGUAUGGUUCAUGCAUUGUCAUUUGGAAGUUCAUACAACAUGGGGACUAAAAAUGGCAUUUGUUGUGGACAAUGGAAAAGGCCCAAAAGAGUCGGUUAUUCCACCUCCAAGUGAUUUACCAAAAUGUUAGAAAGUUUUAUGAGAAGUUUUCAUAUGAUAUAGUAAAAGAAAGAAGGUGAGUUACUAAAAAGUUCUUUUGGGCAGCCCAAUUAAGCUGUUCAAGGUUGAAUAAAUGAAGCCUAGUUACUAUUGGACUAAAUAUUGUAUUAGUGGCCCAUCCUUAUUUUUGUUUUGCUUUUUUUACUUUAUUUUUUUUUUCUAUUUUUGUUAUAUAUCAUUGAGUGGAUGUAAUUAUUUAUGAAAAGUAAUAUACAAUUCAAGAAGCUUUUAAAGUAA